This is a messenger RNA of Penaeus indicus, 2216 nucleotides long. RefSeq names its product serine/arginine-rich splicing factor 4-like. NCBI's taxonomy places the organism in Eukaryota, Metazoa, Arthropoda, Malacostraca, Decapoda, Penaeidae. The transcript has 6 exons. The coding region runs from base 1035 to 1880 and encodes 281 amino acids. The record is from RefSeq and is a predicted model, not a curated record.
UAUACCGACUCCAAGACCAUUUAUCAAUUGUUCGCAGUGGCAUGCCAAAGAGAAAUUUGCUGCAGGCAAGCAUUUCAUGGGGCAAGUUGCCCUCCUGUACUGCAGUUAUCUAUGGUCUUUUGACUUGUUGCAGAUGUGUUGCAGUGGCUCUCUGCUGUUGAUAUUUCAUCGAGGGCAGCCGUGCAGGUGUAGGUACGAAUCGCCAACGGAGAACUACUUUUAUUCUUCCUGUGGCUAGUGCAGUGGCUGUCCAUGCCUAGUGCUCUAGUUACUGACAGGAUUAGCCUCAUUUUAUAACAAGCCUUGUUUUUAUUGCGGACCUUUUUUGCGAGGUGUCUUAUGAAUUUUUAAGUGAGCCUCCCCUCUUAUUUACUCGUGCCAUGGAAUGAAAAGUAGCUUGGCAACACAUUGCCUAGCAGGGAGACAAAGACUUCGGGAUUAUUGGGCAUGGUGAUAGUGACCAAUUUAUAGAAGGGGGAUUAUUGUGUAUAGUGACAACCUCCCAUUCUCCCGUUUCUACCCAUCUCUUCCCUUUAUCAUGUCAGUGUUCAGGUUCCUUGGGGUCGCCACCGUGUGAUGUCUGCUGGCCGGGUAAGUGCAGGUAAGUAAUCUCCUAGUCAGAUAGAGCGCGUGUCAGCUAUUAAGAAAAUGGAGGACAGGAACUUUGAUUUCUCAAAAGACCAAAAAUAUUACAAUUUUUUUUACGUAGAUAUUGGUACUCCAGGUUGGUGUUUGGUAAAGACUUUUCUCUUUACUUUUUUUAUCUUACAGUUUUUAUUUGUUUUAUUUUGGGUUAUAUGAUGAUGGUCCUGUAAUAUAAAGAAAAUUCUGUUAUUGGUCUCUUGAGAAUGUGUCAGAAAUAUGUGUGAUUGUAUUGUCAAGUCUCUAACAGUUUUAUAUGAUUUUUGCUUCUUGAAGUCUAUUAUUAUCAGUGUCUAGUGUAUGCAAGCAGUAUGGGAAGUUGGAUACUUGCAAGAGCAGUGGUGUGAGAGAAAUGUCUUUUUUUUAAAUAUACUUUUAUUUUAUUGUAAUAGAUGAUGGUAAACAAAUGCUCAUGCAGUUGUCUGUUCACAGGAGCAAGUGAGGAGGGUCGUAGAAGCCAAAGUAUAGAGAUGAGGAGAAGCAAAUCCCGGCAAGUAGAGGCAUCUCACCGGGAGAAAACAAGAAGUCGCAAGAAGCAGCGCCGUGGAAGAUCGGAGAGUCGUUCCCCAAGCAGUCGGCGGGAUCGCAAGAAACGCAAAAGAUCGAGAUCACGGUCUCGCCGUCAUAAGAAACGACGAUCACGUUCAAGAUCACACUCAAAAACUCAUAGCCGGUCUUCCCACAAGAAGAAGCGCAGAAAGCACAGCUCACGCCAUGAGAGAGAUAGGGGAGAGAGGCGAAGCAAGAAGUCAAGAAGACGUAGUAUAUCCUCAUCAUCUUCCUAUUCUUCUGAACGUUCUUACUCCUCAUCCAGGUCUUCAUCAGAGUCUGAGGAUGAGGUUCAAGUCAUUGAUUCCCCAGCACAUAGCAAGAGAGGGUCACGUGCCUCAAGUGAGGUCAGUGUUGGCGCUUCUGAUCUAUCCCUUGUUGGCGCUAUGGCAAGAAUACCUGAAGAGAGUAUGUCUGGCCCCUCAACCCCACUACCACCGUUGCACUCUUCGGCUCUGCGUCUAGCAUCUGCUGCUGAUGAUAAAAUGGCGACUGUAGAGGAAGAAGCUAUGAUAGAGGCAACUGGAAAUGGAAGUGCAGCAAGUAGUGGAGAAGGAGAGAUAAAGGAGGAAAAGAAGGAGGAGAAGAAGCCAUUGUUUAAUCCCCAGAGUAGUGCUGCCAUGGCGAAAAUUGCAAUGGGAUUACGGGCAAAAGUUCAUGCACUGCUCGAAAAGGAGAGCAAACUUUGAAGAAAUGCAAAUAAAAAAAGAGAAAAAAAAACAAUCAAUAUUUUUGUCCAUGGGAAUUGUGAUAUGUGAUUUUGAUCUUUUGAAAUGUGUAUUUCAAUUGGCCUGAUAUUGUUAUUGUCUAGAUUAUAUGCUUUGCAAGAAUAAAGUUUUCAAACAUUAUGUGAAACAUUUUGGAUAUGGAAACAUUUGGAAUGACAAAGAGUUGCUGUGGAUCUGUAAACUUCUGUAGACAGCAUGUCAGUACUUUCUAUUGUAGUAGUUUUUUGUAAGUAAUUUGUGUGAGUAUUCAAGUCUUUCACUUAUUUCAGCGGUGGAAUUAAUGUUUAUAUUUAAUAA